AUGGAGCUUCUUCACUCUGCAACAUUUCCAAGUAAACAAAGGCUACUCAUUGUAGUGACCAUUGCCAUCACUCUAUUCACAUGUAUCCCUCAUGUCUAUUCUUUCGCGGAAGACCCUAACUUCCUCCUCAAGCAACAAGAACCUCCAAGCCAAACGAGCACCAUCCCCAAGCUCCAAAACGGCGACGUGACAACACAUGAGAACUGCGACAUAUUCUCGGGAGAGUGGGUGCCUAACCCCGAAGGACCUUACUACAGCAACACGACGUGCUAUGCGAUACCUGAGUACCAAAACUGCAUGAAGUAUGGAAGACCCGACACGGAUUUCAUGAAAUGGAAAUGGAGACCCGACGGGUGCGAAGAUGCCGUGCCGGUUUUUGACCCGUUGAGGUUUCUUGAGUUAAUGAGAGGGAAAACCAUGGCGAUUGUUGGUGACUCUGUUAGCAAUAACCACGUAAAUUCUUUGAUCUGCCUUCUCUCUCAGGUUGAAUAUCCGGUGGAUACUUCGGUUGUGCCUGGCUAUAAUUUCAAAAGAUGGACAUACAAGACAUACAACUUCACGAUCGCCACAUUUUGGUCAACAUUCUUGGUAAAGUCCAGACCCAACCCGACCCUGCCUCGGCUUACCGAUCUUUUCGAUGUCUACCAUGACGAGGUAGACGAGCGUUGGACGACCGCGAUAGGAGAAUUUGACUACGUGAUCAUGUCUUCCGGCCAUUGGCAUUUCCGUGCAUCAAUCUACUACAAAAACCGGACAAUCGUCGGUUGCCAUUUUUGCCAAUUACCAAACAUAACUGAUCUCACACUUCUUUAUGGAUAUAGAAGAGCGUUUAGAACUGCGUUUGAUGCGUUCCUGACCUUGGAAAACUUCAAAGGGGUACUCUACUUACGGACUUUUGCGCCAUCGCAUUAUGAAGGCGCGUUAUGGAAUGAAGGAGGAGAUUGUUUGAGGAAACAACCUCAUCAGAGAAACGCGACUCAAGAUGAAAUGACAGUGAAGCUACACAAGAUUCAGCUGGAAGAGUUUUGGAGAGCUGAAAAAGAAGCAAAGAAGAAAGGGAUGAGGUUAAGACUACUAGAUACGACCCAAGCAAUGUGGCUUAGACCAGAUGGUCACUCGGGCCGCUACGGCCAUCUACCUGAAGCCAGUGGCAGGAGCGACUGUGUCCAUUGGUGCUUGCCCGGUCCUAUUGAUAUCCUCAAUGACUUCUUACUCGCUAUGAUAGAGAGAGAACAAGACAAAGGAUCAUUGGCUCAAGUUCUGUAA
This is a messenger RNA of Arabis nemorensis, 1266 nucleotides long. The record is from the annotation of a GenBank genome assembly. NCBI's taxonomy places the organism in Eukaryota, Viridiplantae, Streptophyta, Magnoliopsida, Brassicales, Brassicaceae.